AUGUCUGAUCUCUCCACCGCCCUCUUGUUUAGUCUGUUUGGAGUCACAGAAGGGAGAGAGACUCUUAACGCUGCAGAACUGAGUUAGUCUUUCAUUGUUGUAGGAGUCAAACAGCUGAUUUAUCAUGUGGGAAUCAUGUCUUCUGAGGCAGGCAGUGCUGGAACUUCAGACUGAAGAGUGUGAGAGAGCUUCAACAAGCUCAUAAGAAGUAACUCAAUCUGAUUAAAGCAGACAUGAGUGACACAGUAGAGAACCUGGACACCAGGGACCUGGGGUUCUCAGAUGCUGAGGAUGAACCUGAAGAGGUGGACAGCGAGUUCAACCCCUCAGGGGUAUCCUGUAUCCCAUUCUCUGCCGUGUACAGGACAGUUGGCUUUAAAGAGACAGAAGCACUUGUCUAUCUGAGUGCUGCCCCCAUCACUGCCAAGGUCCUAGAUGUGGAACGCUUCACCAAGACCCAAGAACGUUUCAACAUGUCCAAACACAGGAGCGUGUCUAAGGCAAUGGCAGCCGUUUUUAAGAUAGAGCUCAAACAUGAGAACUUCACCUGGAUAGUCAAGAGAAAAGAGAAGCACUUCAUGGAGCUGCAUAGAGAGCUUCUGCGAUACAAGACCCUCAUGAGGAUCCCGCUUCCCACCCGAAGCCAUACAGAGAGAAGAAAGAGCAUAAAGAGGAGCGAGGUGAGGCAGAUGCCUUCACUGCCUCGGGGAGGUGGAGAUGAGAUGGCACGAGAGGAGCAAGUGUCUAGUCGGAGAAAACAACUGGAAGACUACCUAAACAAGCUGCUGAAGAUGGCAAUGUACCGAAAAUACUACGCAACCAUGGAGUUUAUUGAUGUGAGCCAGUUGUCCUUCAUUCAGGACUUGGGCCCCAAAGGCUUAGAAGGCAUUGUUUAUAAAAGGUCAGGAGGUCACCGUAUCCCAGGCAUGAACUGCUGUGGCCACAAUGAAGUCUGCUACCGCUGGUCUAAGAGGUGGCUUGUUGUGAAGGACUCUUUUCUGCUGUACAUGAAGCCAGACACGGGUGCCAUUUCAUUUGUCCUGCUGGUGGACAAUGAGUUCACUAUCAAAGUGGACUCCAAAUACACAGAGACCAAGCAUGGAGUGAGCAUAGAGAACUUGUCCAGGAAACUAGUUCUGAAAUUCACUAGUUACAGACAUGCACAGUGGUGGGGUCAGGCCAUUGAAAGCUUUGUCCGGAAACAUGGCAAGGCCUUUUUAAGGACCCACCGCUUUGGAUCUUUUGCCAGGGAAGAGGAGAACAUACCCUCUAAAUGGUAUGUGAAUGGCAAAACCUACAUGGAGGAUGUCGCAAAUGCGCUGGAGGAGGCCAAAGAGGAGAUCUUCAUCACAGACUGGUGGCUGAGCCCUGAGAUCUUUCUGAAGAGGCCUGUAGUGGAAGGCAAUCGCUGGAGGCUCGACUGCACUUUGAAACGCAAGGCUCAACAAGGGGUGCGGAUCUUUGUUAUGCUGUAUAAGGAAUUGGAGUUGGCGCUCGGCAUCAACAGUGAAUACAGCAAAAGAACACUAAUGCGCCUUCACCCAAAUAUUAAAGUGAUGAGGCACCCUGAUCAUGUGUCCUCCUCUGUCUACUUAUGGGCUCACCACGAGAAGAUUGUAGUCAUCGACCAAUCCGUUGCUUUCGUUGGGGGAAUUGACCUUGCGUAUGGCCGCUGGGAUGACUGUGAGCACCGACUGACAGAUGUGGGAAGUGUAACACGCUCUGUUGCUCAGGCCAUGGAGCAGGGACUGGAUUCACCCACACCCAGGAAAAAAGUGUCCACCAGUGGAAACAGCAGCCGGUUGAUGGUCGGUGACUCAGUGGAGCUGCCCACAGUAAAAGGCAUUGGCCGCACUCGCAAAACACGUUUCAUUCUGUACCAUCACAUCCAACGUGGCCUUCGCCAUGCUGACAGCAUCAGUAGCAUCGACAGCACAAACAAGAGUGGCUCAUUGCACAGUCUUCAGACAGGAGUGGGAGAGCUGAUGGGAAACACUCGCUUCUGGCACGGCAAAGACUACUGCAACUUUGUGUACAAAGACUGGGUUCAGCUUGACAAGCCUUUUGAUGAUUUUAUUGACAGGUACACAACCCCCAGAAUGCCCUGGCAUGAUAUCUCCUCAGUGGUGCAUGGGAAGGCAGCCAGAGAUGUGGCCAGGCACUUUAUACAACGCUGGAACUUCACCAAAAUGAUGAAGCCAAAGUACAGGUCACUCUCCUACCCAUUUCUCCUACCCAAAUCUCACAGCACAGCCAAUGAUCUAAAGUACCAAGUGCCAGACUGUGUCCAGACCAAAGUCCAGGUUCUGCGGUCAGCUGCAGACUGGUCGGCGGGAAUCAAGCACCACGAGGAGUCCAUUCAUAAUGCCUAUAUUCAGGUCAUUGCCAAGAGCAAGCACUUCAUCUACAUUGAGAACCAGUUCUUCAUCAGCUGUGCCGAUAACAAACAUGUUUACAACAAGAUUGGUGAUGCCAUUAUUGAGCGAAUCAUCAGAGCUCACAAGGAGAAGAAGUUGUUCCGUGUGUAUGUGGUGACUCCCCUGCUGCCUGGAUUCGAGGGAGACAUUUCCACAGGAGGAGGAAAUGCACUCCAGGCUGUUAUGCAUUUUAACUACAGGACCAUGAAUAGAGGAGAGUACUCCAUUAUUGCUCAACUGAAGAAAGAAAUGGAUGACCAAUGGAUGAACUACAUCUCUAUUUGUGGACUGAGGACUCAUGCAGAGCUGGAGGGCAGACUUGUGACUGAACUCAUCUAUGUUCAUAGCAAGUUGCUCAUUGCUGAUGACAACACUGUCAUUAUUGGCUCUGCCAACAUCAACGACCGCAGCAUGUUGGGGAAGAGGGACAGCGAGGUAGCUGUGAUUUUUGAAGAUUCAGAAACAACGCCAUCAGUGAUGGAUGGUCAAGAGUACCAGGCUGGCAAGUUUGCUCUGCAGCUCAGACUGGAGUGCUUCAAAACCAUUCUUGGUGCCUUCAACGAUCCAACCAUUGAUGUUAGUGAUCCCAUCAGCAACGGAUUCUACAAAGACGUCUGGAUGAGCAUCUCGGGUAGGAACGCAACCAUCUAUGAGAAGGUUUUCCGCUGUCUGCCCUCAGGUCUGGUGAGGAACAAACAGGAGCUCAUGAGCUUCCAGUCUAAACCAGGUCUUGAUAAAGAGAACCCUGUUAAAGCUCAGGAGCUUCUGAAGAAGAUAAGGGGCUCCCUGGUCCAGUUCCCACUGGAGUUCCUCUGUGAGGAGAACCUCAUGCCCUCGGUAGGCACCAAAGAAGGCAUGGUGCCCACUGAGCUCUGGACCUGAUGGCACCAAAUGAGAAGCACAGAAAAGACAAUCCACUUCCAGCAUGAGAAGAAAAACUAAGACACCAUUGUGGUGGACGAAACUUCAGUUGUGAAAGACAGGAAAGAGGCAAAGGAUAUUUAGACAAGUCAUCUGUCCCUCAUCAGACAACUUCCUAUUGUUUUGUACCUUUUAUCAAUGUUAUAAAUGUACAUAAUGAUAUUUUAUAAGUAAUUAUCAGCACAUAUUGUGUUUUUUCUAUGGUGUAUGUAUUUAAUUAAAAUUGCCUCUCUGAAAUGCCAAACAGAAGGGCUUUUUAAAUAAAUUUUAUAAUUCUAAUGUACAUAUAAAGAGGAUUUGAUUUUUAUUGCUAUAGCUGGUUCAUUUGUAGAGGCAGCACUUAAAGUGAAGGGCAAAAUGGAGAGUGGAAGGCCUGUCAGAUAUAAUUUUGUCACUGAGACCCAUUCUUUAGCACGGCAUCCCCAGUGGAAGCGCAUCCGUGACAGGCUGAGUACAGUGAGAUGUGUUUUCUGUCUGGUGAACCUGCUCUUAGACCGAGUCUGCAGAGGCUUUUACUGUCCAGCCUCGCAGCGUGUGUCUAAGUGUCAGUGCUCUGGGGAGACCAGACAAUCUGUCUGAGAAUUAAAGUGCUGAGUAACUGAAAGAAAUUGUUGCCUCUCAACACCAACCAGCGACGUGUAGUGUACAACCUUACAUUUUCCUCUUCACAAACGUGGCACAGGCCGGUUUUCACAAGUUUUCACAAUGUCACUUGGUGUUUGAAUAUCAGCAGGUCAGCCAUUUUCUGCAGUUUCCCACUUGCUGAGAUUUUUAUGUUUUUAGUUCUUGUGAUUUUAUCUGUUCUCUUUUCCCCUGAAAUAAAAGUAAUGUAUGGGAAUGCACUACUAUUUAAAGUUUGGGGUCAGAUUUUUUUUGUUUGUUGUUUUUUUGUUUUGUUUUAAGUCUCUUAUGCUCACCAAGGAUUUGUUUAUUUAAUU
Cyprinus carpio (common carp) is the source of this 4276-nucleotide messenger RNA. Its product is annotated as phospholipase D1-like. Lineage: Eukaryota; Metazoa; Chordata; Actinopteri; Cypriniformes; Cyprinidae. Gene Ontology annotation, biological process: intracellular signal transduction; phosphatidic acid biosynthetic process; regulation of microvillus assembly. The record is from RefSeq and is a predicted model, not a curated record. Gene Ontology annotation, molecular function: phosphatidylinositol binding; D-type glycerophospholipase activity.